CCACUUUUGCACCAACUCAACGAUGCGCCUCAUCAUCCAGAAGAACGCGGCCGAGGUCGGCGACUGGGUCGCCAGCUACGUGCGCCAGCGCAUCAACGCGUUCGCGCCGACGGCCGAGCGUCCGUUCGUGAUCGGCCUCCCGACCGGGUCGUCGCCGCUUACGACGUACAAGAAGCUCGUGCAGUACCACAAGGAAGGCAAGCUCAGCUUCGAGCACGUGGUGACGUUCAACAUGGACGAGUACGUCGGGUUGCCCGAGGACCACCCGGAAUCGUACCAUUCGUUCAUGUGGACCAACCUCUUCCAGCACAUUGACAUCAAGCGCGAGAACGUCCAUAUUCUCAACGGCAACGCGCCCGACCUCGAGCAAGAAUGCAUCGCGUACGAAGCCAAGAUCGCGGCGUUCGGCGGCAUCGAGCUCUUCCUCGGCGGCAUCGGCCCCGACGGCCACAUUGCGUUCAACGAGCCGGGCUCGUCGCUCGUGUCCCGGACGCGCGUCAAGACGCUUGCGUACGACACGAUCGUCGCCAACUCGCGCUUCUUUGGCGGCGACAUCAACACGGUGCCCAAGAUGGCGCUGACGGUCGGCGUCGGCACCGUCAUGGACGCGCGCGAGGUGCUUGUGCUCAUCACGGGCCACUCCAAGGCGUACGCUCUCUACAAGGUCAUCGAAGAGGGCGUGAACCACAUGUGGACUGUCUCGGCCAUCCAGAUGCACAACAAAUCGGUCAUUGUCUGUGACGAAGACGCGACGCUGGAGCUCAAGGUCAAGACCGUCAAGUACUUCAAGGGCCUCCACGAGACGCACGAGCGCAUGAUCAAGGACCACCCGUAAUCUGUCUGACUGUACUUUAACACUACCCAACUUGCUGCUGUCAAUUUUUUCCACCCUACAAUUCGACGCCAGUUCGCC
Messenger RNA from Saprolegnia parasitica CBS 223.65, 913 nucleotides. Its product is annotated as glucosamine-6-phosphate isomerase 1. The record is from RefSeq and is a predicted model, not a curated record. The coding region runs from base 23 to 835 and encodes 270 amino acids. Gene Ontology annotation, biological process: N-acetylglucosamine catabolic process; carbohydrate metabolic process; N-acetylneuraminate catabolic process. Gene Ontology annotation, molecular function: identical protein binding; glucosamine-6-phosphate deaminase activity. Gene Ontology annotation, cellular component: cytoplasm. NCBI's taxonomy places the organism in Eukaryota, Oomycota, Saprolegniomycetes, Saprolegniales, Saprolegniaceae. The transcript has a single exon.